Salvelinus fontinalis (brook trout) is the source of this 3177-nucleotide messenger RNA. RefSeq names its product DEAD (Asp-Glu-Ala-Asp) box polypeptide 23 (gene ddx23). Bases 106 to 2559 code for a protein of 817 amino acids. Gene Ontology annotation, biological process: mRNA splicing, via spliceosome. Lineage: Eukaryota; Metazoa; Chordata; Actinopteri; Salmoniformes; Salmonidae. The record is from RefSeq and is a predicted model, not a curated record. Gene Ontology annotation, cellular component: catalytic step 2 spliceosome. Gene Ontology annotation, molecular function: RNA binding; RNA helicase activity; ATP binding. The transcript is spliced from 17 exons.
AAUUACCAGACUCAGAAUCCACUGUUCUUUUCAUUUGUGGCGUCGUGCAACAUGGCGGCUUGGUAAAACGAAGAUAGUUCGAAAGCAUCUUGUUUUUAAGUGACCAUGAUGGCUGGUGAUCCAACCGACAAGAACAAUGCAGCAGAGACCUCAGGAGUCAAGGAUAAGGAUAAGGAUCGGGAGCGGAAACGCAGUCGCUCACGAGAGCGUGAACGCAAAGGCUCCCCGUCCAAGGACCGGAAACCUCGCCAACGCUCUCGUGAACGCAACCGAUCCAAAUCCGCAGAAAGAGAUCGCCGUCUGAAGGACAAGGAGAGAGAAAAGGAGCACGACCGGGACAAGAACAGAGAGAGGGGCCGCAAGGACCGAGACAAGGACGGUCACCGCAGAGACAAAGACUGCAGCAAGAAAUCCAGAAGCCUCUCCCCCAAGUCCAAGGACAGGAUAAAGAGGGAGAAGGAUUUGAAGAAAGAGGAGGAUGAGGAAGAUGAGAAAAAGAAGAAAAGCAAGGUCCAGCCACUGUCUCUAGAGGAACUUCUAGCCAAGAAGAAAGCAGAGGAGGAGGCUGAGGCAAAGCCCAAGUUCCUGUCCAAGGCGGAGCGUGAGGCGGAGGCUCUGAAAAGGAGGCAGCAGCAGACUGAGGAGAGGAAGAAGACUAUCGAUGAGGACAGGAAGAAGAGGAGGAUGUUCCAGGACAUCGGGAGGAAGAUGAUGGAGGACCCCCAGGAGAGGGACAGACGAGAACGGAGAGAGCGGAUGGAGCGAGAGAACAACGGGGACCAAGCGGACGACGGAAGACAGAAGAUCAGAGAGGAGAAGGAUAAGGGCAAGGAGCUCCAGGCCAUUAAGGAGCGCUACCUGGGCGGGACUAAGAAGCGCCGGCGGACACGUCACCUGAACGACAGGAAGUUUGUCUUUGAGUGGGAUGCCUCUGAAGACACGUCUACUGACUACAACCCCAUUUAUAAAGAGAAGCACCAGGUUCAGCUGUAUGGCCGGGGCUUCAUCGCUGGGAUCGACCUCAAGCAACAGAAGAAAGACCAGUCCCAUUUCUACGUGGACAUGAUGGAGACGAGACGCACACUGGAGGAGAAGGAGCAGGAGGAGGUGCGGCUGAAGAAGGUUCAUAAGAAGGAGGCCAAGCAGCGUUGGGAUGACAGACACUGGUCGCAGAAGAAGCUGGAGGAGAUGGCGGACAGGGACUGGCGUAUCUUCAGGGAGGAUUACAGUAUCACCACCAAGGGUGGCAAGAUCCCCCACCCCAUCCGGAACUGGAAGGAGUACAACCUGCCCCCACACAUCGUGGAGGUCAUCGACAACUGUGGCUACAAGGAUCCAACGCCUAUCCAGAGACAAGCCAUCCCCAUUGGCUUACAGAACCGCGACAUCAUCGGCGUGGCUGAGACGGGUAGCGGUAAAACGGCUGCCUUCCUCAUCCCCCUAUUGGUCUGGAUCACGACCCUGCCUAAGGAUGAAAGGAUCGAGGACUCGGACCAGGGUCCGUAUGCAGUGAUCCUGGCCCCCACCCGUGAGCUGGCGCAGCAGAUCGAGGAGGAGACCCUUAAGUUUGGGAAACCUCUGGGCAUCCGCACCGUGGCCGUCAUCGGCGGUAUCUCCAGGGAGGACCAGGGCUUCCGCCUCCGGAUGGGCUGCGAGAUAGUGAUCGCCACCCCGGGUCGUCUGAUAGACGUGUUGGAGAACAGAUACCUGGUCCUGGGCCGCUGUACCUACGUGGUACUGGACGAGGCUGACCGCAUGAUAGACAUGGGCUUCGAGCCUGACGUCCAGAAGAUCCUGGAGUACAUCCCUGUGACCAAUCAGAAGCCAGACACGGACGAGGCAGAGGACCCAGAGAAAAUGAAGAUGAACUUCGAGAUGGGAAAACACAAGUACAGACAGACGGUCAUGUUCACAGCUACCAUGCCCGCGGCGGUAGAGCGGUUGGCCCGUAACUACCUGCGUCGUCCGGCCGUGGUGUACAUCGGUUCAGCUGGUAAACCCCACGAGAGAGUGGAACAGAAGGUCCUGCUGAUGGGAGAGGGAGAGAAAAGGAAGAGGCUGCUGGAUGUUUUGGCGCGCGGGUUCGAGCCGCCCAUCAUCAUCUUCGUCAACCAGAAGAAGGGUGUCGACGUGCUGGCCAAGUCUCUGGAGAAGAUGGGGUACAAUGCUUGCACGUUGCACGGUGGCAAGGGCCAGGAGCAGAGAGAGUUUGCUCUGUCCAACCUGAAGGCCGGAGCCAAGGACAUCCUGGUGGCCACCGACGUGGCUGGGAGAGGUAUCGACAUCCACGACGUCUCCAUGGUGCUCAACUACGACAUGGCCAAGAACAUCGAGGACUACAUCCAUCGUAUCGGUCGUACGGGUCGCGCUGGGAAGAGCGGCGUGGCGCUGACCUUCCUCACCAAGGAGGACUCGUCAGUGUUCUACGACCUGAAGCAGGCAUUCCUGGAGAGCCCCGUGUCCACCUGCCCCCCCGAGCUGUCCAACCACCCCGACGCCCAGCACAAGCCUGGUACCAUCCUCACCAAGAAGAGGCGCGAGGAGACAAUCUUCGCCUGAUGUGCCAGAUCGUGUUAAAUGGUUACGCCGCCCUAGGACCAGCCACCACACACACUGGGUUUUCACUCAUUUUUAUCAUCUGUGUCUUCUGUUCUGUUAUUUUUUUCUCUUUCUCAGUCUUGCCACUCUCUUCAGUCCUCCUUUCUCAUUCCUCCAUAGUUAGGCUUCCUCUUCUGUAGCCCGGCUACUGUACGAAAUGUUAGGCUGAUGUAAGGGCCUGGGGGUUCAUAUAGCUGUCUGGUUUUGCUACAGGAGAAUAGAGGGCUUCUUGGUCUGUGUGGGGAAGAGACGGUAAUGGAAGGUCAUGUGAGCGCCAAACCUACACUUAUUUCAAAGAGCCCCUGUAACCACACACAAGCGGUCCCAAAAGGCCAAGACAGAAAUGUUGUAGUGUGAUUGUGUAUUAUACAUUUUUUCAUUGGAGUUAGCCCUGUUGUGACAAGUUUUAAAAUGGUAUAAAAAGACCAAUACAUUGAAUACCUUUUGUCUCCCAGAGAAACCUGGUAGAUGUGGUGUUUUUUUUCUUUCAUCAGUCAGCUGGUUAUAAUGAGUAUUUUGGGAUGUGAUGUUUGCUACAUUGAUAUCUAUGAAGUGAAUAAAACCAACUUUUGACUGACA